GCCGAAACAAAAUGGCGGUUUCUUCCAGGUUUAUAAAAUAUGGAAUGCAGCAUAUAAAGACGUAUAUAUGGAGAACUUACUGUUCUGCUGUUGCAAAUGUACCUCGAUCUUGCAGAGGUUUAGUUUAUACGGAAUAUGGCGACCCUGCUAAAGUUAUAAGGUAGAAAAACUCCAGAAGUAGAAUCCUCAAUCCUAGUCCCUAGAUGAGCAGAUAUUUGCUACUGGCUAGCUAGUUCAGUAGACUGUAUUACUGUACAUUAAUACCUGAGCUACUUCAGUUAAUUUUUUACCACAUUUACAACUAUUUUUGAAAUGUAGAAAUUAAGUAAUAAAUUUGCCCAAAAUUUUAAUAUCUAAAGUGAUACCCCUGACCCAUGACUGGAAAGUUUGGAAAUUGCACGGGGAUGAUUUCGAAAAUUUAAUAGUAAAUAUAUAGAAAGCAUCAAAAUUGCGUGGAGAAGAACUUCCCUGCGCACAGCAAAGAUUCCAGUCUGGGCCGUCACUGAUACCCCUCAUGUCGUCACAUUUUUCUCUUUUGACUACAUGAUUACAUCACAAGAGGACACAUACCUGAGAACUGCACACCCCCCACUGUGGUGUCAUGUUAUUGCUUGAGCUCUCUAUUAAUAAUAUAUAUAUCUUCCAUCAUAAGAUAAAUAUAUGUCUUUUCCAAAGAGUGACCAAGUUGGGGUCUGUUGCUUGGGGGGUUCAGCUAUUCUCUAUCUGAAUGCAGUUCUGGAUCUUAAAGUCAAGAUAUUGUUAUGAGCCCCUAGCUAGGAAAUUAAUCAUUCAUUCUCUACCUAAAAGUGUUUAUCCAUCAACCAUCAGUUUGCAGGAUUUUGAAUUACCAGAGUUUGAUGAGCAAAGUGUGUUUCUAGAGAUGUUGGCCACACCCAUAAAUCCUGCAGAUCUCAAUAUGGUACAAGGUAAUUUAGCUCAGAACUAAUUUAAGUUAUUAAUUAAAGUUAUUAAUAAACCUGCAUUCUUGUUUUACCAGUGCUCAUCUUACAUACCGGUAUGCAUUACAUUAGGUACAUAUCCCAUCAAGCCUUGCCUGCCAGCAGUUGGUGGUAAUGAAGGUGUAGGUGAAGUUCUGGCUGUUGGUAGCGGGGUGAAGAAUAUUAAUAUUGGAGACUGGGUGCUCAUGGCUAGUGCUGGCCUCGGUAAGAUUCUUGGCUUCAUGACUGCAGAAGUGAAAUUCAAAGAAUUACAGGCCAAUUAUAACAGUACUAUAAGCUUCUUUCUCAAUCUGCAGUAUUGAAUAACGGUAUUUCCUAAAGCAGAGAUUUCUAUUCCAAGUUACUGUACACUCCUGGCCUUACUAUUCUAUAGAUAUUGUCAGUUAUCAAUAUAUAAAAUCUCCACAAUUGCACUGAGUAAUUUUACAUGAAAUUCAAACAAAUUUCCUUGGGAUAAAAUAUUUUAGGCUGUUGGACAGAAAAGAAAGUUUUAAAUGAAAAGGACGUUUUAAAGAUUCCUGUGAAAGAAGGUCUACCAGUUGAAGUUGCUGCGAUGUUGUCUGUUAAUCCCUGUACUGCUUAUAGGAUGCUGAAAGAUUUCGAAUAUUUGCAUCCAGGUAUAUUGAAGUAUAUACUGUUAUUCAUGGAUGCUAGUUGUCUUUUUAUGAUGAAAGUAUUGUAUUAAAAGAUGUAUUCAUUUUCGACUGUAAAUCAACUUAGUCUGAACAAGAUUAUAUUAAACUAUAAUGAUACAUGCACUUUCAAAUCACUGUGUCGUCAUUCAGGUGACGUAAUUCUUCAAAAUGGCGCUAACAGUGGAGUAGGUCAGGCGGUUAUACAGCUUUCUGCAAACUGGGGAAUUACUUCACUUAAUGUUGUCAGAGAUCGGUAAGAAAUCUAUAACACUGUGUUAAAACACCGUGCUAAUACAGGCACCUCUCUAAUAUAGACAUCUCUCUAAUACAGACACCCCUCUAAUACAGACAUCUCUCUAAUACAGAUACCUCUCUAAUGCAGACAUCUCUCUAAUACAGACACCUCUCUAAUACAGACACCUAUCUAAUACACACACCUCUCUAAUACAGACAUCUCUCUAACAUGGGUACCUCUCUAAUACAAAUACCUCUCUAUUACAGACAUCUCUCUAAUACAGGAAACACUCUAAUACAGACACCUCUCUAGUAAAAACAACUCUCUUACUUACGUCUACGAUUUUGUUUUUGGAAACAGAGACAACUUUGAAGAACUAAAAGAAAAUUUGACAUCUCUUGGAGCAACUUAUGUAGUCACAGAAGACGAAUUUCAAAACGCGAAUAAGAUUAAAGAAAUUUUAAAGGUAAAGAUUGUUUAUAAAAUCAUUGGAACGUAACAUACAUGCAUGCGUAGCUUCGACUUCGUUCUUUUGAAAACAGACAGAAACUUCAAACAUUAUGUAAGACUGAAUAAAAUUCAAAAGAAAUAGAAAUGGAGUCGAGGCUAUGCGUGUAGUAAUUCUGAAAACGCCCUAGUAAUUCUGCAAACGGUCUAUGACAGUACAGAUCUCAUCAACUGAUAUAAUUGAUAUAUAAUUUAAUUAGUAGUAUUAUUAUUGUGAAUAUUUGAUUUAUAUCUAGGAUCAUAAACCACCAAGACUGGCAUUUAAUUGUGUCGGUGGAAAGAGUUCUACUCAGUUGAUCAGAUAUUUAAGGUAUGAUUUAGUUACGAUAUUGAUAUGUUUAACAAUAUAUAGUUUGGCUUAAUGGUGCAUUUCGUGACUCAGAGGUGGAGGUUUGGCGAUUUCAAGUUUUAAGUUUGGACAAUCUCAGUUGAAUGUCAUGUAGUUGACUUGGCAGACUGCUUGCGAGGAUUUAAAAUUGGCUCAGGUGCGGUGCGUUAAAUUGUUUUAUUUCUAACAGUGAAAAAGGAACUAUGGUCACUUAUGGAGGAAUGUCUAGGAAACCUAUAACUGUUCCAACGGUUCGUGUACUUCGCAAUUUUAUUUUUAUUUUAGAACUCAGUAUAACAAUUGUGUAAAAAUGUUUCCCUUUGCUCUUUAGAGUGCAUUUAUUUUCAAAGAUAUUCAACUGAGAGGUUUUUGGAUGACUAAAUGGAAUGAAUAUAAUUUGAACAGUAAGUUAUAACGCGUGUUUUAACAUAACAUACAUACAUACAAAUUUACUUAUUUAGUUUCGUGACAUGGGCAAUCACGUUUCAAUGUGCAAGAGCAUAACAUGUCUAUCGCAAUUUUUCUACAACAAAGCCUGAAAUACAACUAGCAUCUUUGGAGCUUUCAUUCCUUGAGCUGUGUUUUCCUUUAGGCCCGGAAAGAACAAUGAUGUUGGAAGAUUUAUGUGAGAUGGCUAAAUGUGGUGAUUUUACAACUCCAGAUUGCGAAACAUUUCAAUUGAACGAUUAUGAAAAUGCCUUGCUGAAUUCUGUCUCGUCUUUUACAAAAAAGUCGUUAUUCUUGAUGAAUUCGGGAAGAAGCUGAACGGAAAAGGAGAUCAAAAAUAGGAAGACAGGAAAAGAGAAAAUAGGAAGGGAAAUUCAGCGAUGGAUCGCGUGCAUUUAGCAACUAACACACUUGUCACUGUGGUCGUGUGGAUUGCGCUGUAGAUCAGUCGAAACACGACCUGAAUUGAUGAGCUGAAAUGGUUUUUCUUGAUGGUCGUGCAAAAAUAGUCACUGUGCAUUGCGCUGUAGAUCAGUCGAAACAUGACCUGAAUUGCUGAGCUGAAAUGGUUUUUCUUGAUGGUCGUGCAAAAAUAGACACUUAAUUGUCACUGUGCAUUGUGCUGUAGCAGUGUAGGUCAGUCGAAACAGCUGAAAUGGUUUUUCUUGAUGGUCGUGCAAAAAUAGACACUUGUCACUGUGCAUUGUGCUGUAGAUCAGGAUGUUUUUGCUUUUGUAUAUUUUUACUUAGUUAUAAAUUUAAAACCGGAUCACACGAGUGCCAUAAGAGUUAUUCAUUCAUUAAAGCUUUCUGUAAACUGGAACAAUUGUAUAACAAUUGUAACUAUAGACAGGUGAGUUUUAUAUAUGCAAAGAUGUGAAUUUUUUAUAUUACAAACGUUAGCCCAAUUUGUCUACAAACUUUACCUUUUGGGCUUUGCAAAUUAGUUCAAUGCUUCACUACAUCUCUUUGUUAGGAACAAUCAUGAAUAAUAAAAAACAUAAAACUUUAAAAAAACGCAAAUAAUUU
Molecule: messenger RNA, 4140 nt
Organism: Paramuricea clavata
Lineage: Eukaryota; Metazoa; Cnidaria; Anthozoa; Malacalcyonacea; Plexauridae
Source: the annotation of a GenBank genome assembly